GUCUAUGACGAAAUGUCAAAAUUCUAUCAAUUCCGUGUAGUUCGAUAUUUUGAUAAUUGAACAAAAAUGACCACAGCGGCCCGUCCAACCUUCGAACCAGCCCGAGGGGGCCAAGGAAGAAACGAAAAAGACUUGAGUGCCAUCUCCAGACAAUAUUCCAGCAGAGAUUUGCCAGGGCACACGAAAUUAAAAUAUAGGGAACCAGGUCAAGGAACUGUCGACGAAACUAGAACCAGAGAUUUCAGAAGGGAAUUAGAAGAACGCGAGAGAGAUAAAAGACCUGCAACCAGGACCGCAGACCAUUACAAGAAGCUCAAGCUCGAUCAAGUACCUGCUGCAAGUUUGGACGCGGAUGAUCCCCUGGACGAAGAAGACUCAGAAUCCAGCGACGACGAGGACGACACCGAAGCUCUUCUAGCCGAAUUAAAUAAGAUCAAGAAAGAACGAGCGAUGGAUCAAGCAAAAAAGGAAAUCGAAAGACGACAAGAGGAAGAAAGGAUAAGAAUGGAAAAUAUCUUAAGCGGCAACCCGUUGCUUACACAUUAUUCGUCGGGGUCUGCGAAAAGUGACCAUAAAGUUAAAAGGAGAUGGGAUGACGAUGUUGUGUUUAAGAACUGUGCUAAAUCGGAACCCGAGAAGAAGACCAAUGUGUUUAUUAAUGAUUCGUUGAGAUCAGACUUUCAUAAAAAAUUUAUGGAAAAGUAUGUUAAGUGAUUUUGUUUAUUACUAGGAUGUUAAUUGUUCGAUGAAAGGAGUUAUAGAGUUAUACGUUUCAAUAAAUAUUUCCCGAGUUUCUAAUAAAAUAGUUUUUGUAAAGCCAACAUCACAUUCAGGUGAAUUUUAUAUAAAAACCUUUCUCAUGUGCAGUGUAAAUAAAGGACUUCUUUUUGAAACUGCGAUUGCGAUAAUUUGACGUGUAGGAUCACACAUUUGAAAAGUAAAUAGAUUUAUGUUAAAAAAUGUUUGGCAAAAGAUACUAAAUUUUAUGUUUGGGUCCUGAUUGCUUGUGCUAAGCAUUUAAAAAUGGAGAGCCAAGACGAGAAUGAAAUCAAUUAUUUCUUUAAAAUUUAAAAAUAGCUGGUUUCAUAUUGUAAUUCCUAAAAUUUUGGUUUUCAUGUUUUUUUUAGCUUCUGUGAACA
Molecule: messenger RNA, 1139 nt
Organism: Anoplophora glabripennis (Asian longhorned beetle)
Lineage: Eukaryota; Metazoa; Arthropoda; Insecta; Coleoptera; Cerambycidae
Gene: c12.1
Product: protein CWC15 homolog
Exons: 2
Coding region: 67-714 (215 amino acids)
Biological process (GO): mRNA cis splicing, via spliceosome
Cellular component (GO): catalytic step 2 spliceosome
Molecular function (GO): RNA binding
Source: RefSeq, a predicted model, not a curated record